AUGUCUCAGGUGCCCACUGUGAAAAGAAAUCCCCCUCCUCCAGAAGUUUCAAAUCCCGAAAAGCCUGGACGUUUAACCAAUCAGCUGCAGUAUCUGGAGAAGGAAGUGGUGAAAGCCUUAUGGAAGCAUCAUUUCUCCUGGCCCUUCCAAAAACCUGUUGAUGCAGUGGCACUACAUCUGCCAGAUUAUUAUACCAUUAUAACCAAUCCUAUGGAUCUAAGCACUAUUAAGAAGCGUCUCCACAACAAUUAUUACUGGACAGCACUCGAAUGUUUACAGGACUUUAAUGCAAUGUUCACAAACUGCUAUAUGUAUAAUCGGCCUGGAGAUGACAUUGUUUUAAUGGCACAAACUUUAGAGAAACUCUUUUUAGAAAAACUGGCCCAAAUGCCUCAGGGGGAGUAUGAGGUGACAGCAGUGACCAUGAAGACUUCAGAGAAAGUCAAGAAAACAAAUUCAGGUACAGUGAAGCUUAGACCCCACUCCCUUGUGUCAGAAGUUGUUGUCAAACAGACAGUAAAAGUCAUCCCUCCUGAGGUGAGCCACUCCAUUCCAUCUUCCCAGCUCUCCACAGAGAUCAAUACAACGAUUAAGAAGGGCAAUAAGAGAAAAGUAGACACCACAACUUCAACUGCACCAGCAAUCAUGAGCUGCAAGUUAUCGCCUUGCGGGCAGUUGGAACCUUGUAAAAUGAUCUCCAGGCGGGGCAGUGGACGACCAGUCAAACAACCCAGGAAAGACGUAUCUGAUUCUCCCCAUUCAGUCAAAAAGAGCAAACUUUCUGAACAGCUCAAAUACUGCAAUUCAAUCCUGAGGGAAAUGUUCGCAAAGAGGCACUGUUCAUAUGCAUGGCCUUUCUACACCCCUGUUGAUACAGUUGCCUUGGGCUUAUAUGACUAUUAUGACAUUAUCAAGCAGCCAAUGGAUCUAAGUACAAUAAGGAAAAAAAUGGAUCAGCGAAAGUAUAUGAAUGCUCAAGAGUUUGCUGGUGAUGUCAGAUUGAUGUUUAACAACUGCUUUAAAUAUAAUCCACCUUCCCAUGAAGUAGUCAUUUUGGCAAGAAAGCUUCAGGAUGUUUUUGAGGCACGAUAUGUGAAAAUUCCAAAAGAACGAGAAAGUCACCCCCUUCCUGUCAACAGAGUUGAUGCAGGCAAAGGAGUCUGUUCUGAGAAUUCCUCAAACACAAGUAGCAACAGCGAGAGCUCUUCAGAGUCAGAGAGUUCAGAUGAAGAGGACAGGUCCAUGAAGCUGGCUAAUCUUAAAGAGCAGUUUAAGUUGGUUCAUCAUCAACUGCAGAGACUCACUCGGGAGACCCUACUGAAACCAAAGAAGAAACAGAAGUCUAAGAAGGACAAAAGGCACAAAGAAAAAGAAAGCCUAAUGAAAAAGCAUAACUCCUCAAAAAACAAGUCCGAAUUACAGAGCAAUGUCAAAGGAGGUAGUCUAAUGAGAAAUAAUAUCCAAGGAGUGCCUUCUGAAUUUGAGGAUCAGGUGUUGACAGUUCCAAUGUCCUACUUCGAGAAAAGGCAGUUGAGUCUUGACAUAAACAAGCUACCUGAUAACAAAAUUGGCACAUUGAUGAGCAUUAUUCAGAAUGGGGAGCCCACUUUGAAACAAUCCAAUCAAAAGAAGAUUGAGAUUAAUAUUGAAACACUGAAGCCUUCUACAUUAAGGACCCUGCAGGGUUUUGUCAUGAAAUGUCUGAGGAAAUGCCCCAAAAAUGCCCCCCAGAGAAAGUUGGUGAAAUCCAAAGGAGAGAAGUGGUCUGAGAAACUAAAGGACAGGGGAAGUUCUCAGGUUGUUGGCAAAGAGCAGACUGGGGUUAAGAAAAAGACAAAAGGUGAAUCUAUGGCUUCCCAAGACCUAGGUCAGCCAUCACGCCUUAGUGAUAAUAGCAGCUCUUCCUCCAGCUAUGACAGCAGCAGUAGUAGUGAUUGUAGCACUUCUGAUAGCAGUGACUCUGAAUCAGUGCCAAAAACAAAGAUGCAGAAAAAUGAAGACAUUUGCCGGAAGGCUAAAUUUCAGGUAAAAACAGUCAUGACUUGCUUUCUGUAACCAAAAGCUAGUCAUGGCAAGAUACCUAUGAUGAUUUCAAUGAAAUGUAAGAAUGUAACUUGUCCAUCAAGUCAAAGG
Molecule: messenger RNA, 2133 nt
Organism: Lampris incognitus (smalleye Pacific opah)
Lineage: Eukaryota; Metazoa; Chordata; Actinopteri; Lampriformes; Lampridae
Gene: brdt
Product: bromodomain, testis-specific
Exons: 12
Coding region: 1-2055 (684 amino acids)
Biological process (GO): positive regulation of transcription elongation by RNA polymerase II; chromatin remodeling
Cellular component (GO): nucleus; chromatin
Source: RefSeq, a predicted model, not a curated record